CUCGACCAGGAUCGCAGCGUACAGUCCUGUUUAACAAGCGGGUUUUUGUGCUUGUGUUUCAGGUGAGCGAAACUGUUCAAAAGAAGGGGCAAAGUGAAACUUACUGUGUGAUACUCACGUAACUGUUUUAGGAUAAAUGUAAAUCGAUCAGAACAGUUACGAAUGAGUAAUACAGAAAUAUUAAUGAAUAUCAGUAAGGGAAAACCUGUAGCUACUCAGACCAUACAGUUGUACGAGCUCGCCCGAACAUUAUCAGUGUGCGUAUUGAGGAAAGUAAAUUGUGGGAUUAUUGAUUGUUUAUAUGUAUAAGAACGAAUGUGUUUAUCUGUGUGUUAAGUAGUUGUUUCGAAGCGAAUCGACAUAAAUGUUUAAAAGUAAUUGUAUGUGUAAAAAUGGAAUGAGCGCGAGUGGAGUGCAAAGAACGCAUGCGUCAUGCAGAACACUCGACAAGGAUCGCCGCAUACAGUCCUGUUUAACAAGCGGGUUUUUGUGCUUGUGUUUCAGUGUUUUUCCGGUGAAGUAAAAAUCAUCACAUUAUUGAAAAAGAACCCUAUGCAUGCCUGUAAUUUAUUCACCUUGUCCAAGUGUGCAACAUAGACACAUAGAUAAUAUCCCCCCAAAACCCUACGAAGUGCCGCUGAGUCCGUGUCCAUUUUUUGCAUGAGACGGAGCUGAUCAUUUCCUGCCUGUAAACGAAAGUGAAAUUAAGUGUCGACAUUUUAAAGGCAGAGUCGCCAUUUUAUCAAGAAACAUUUUAUCAAGAUUCUGGAGUAAUGUAAAGAUAUUCUAUGUUUCAAGAGGCCCCAGCAGGAAUCAUCUGGUCUGGAUCAGCAUAAAAAUGGAUGGAUCUGCUUCUGAAAAGCGCCCCCCUGUGGGGUGUAACAGAAAGAGCGCUGAGAGUGUCCUGAUGGAGAGAGCAGACUCCCCUGUACCCAGCUGUGUUUCCAUGAAGAGUGACGCGUCAAUGGACCCCCCACUCCACUUCAGAGAGGGACCUUUCCCUACAGAUCAAAGAGACCAAAUGGAAGAAUGCAGUUCAGAUCUACAUGAUAAAUCGGGUUUAUCAUCCAUAUUGAAGUCGCUAGAGGAAAAAGCCAUGAAGUUCCUAAAGGAGGAACUGAAGACGUUUGUGAGGCACCUAGAUCAGAAUUACCCAGAAUUCUCUGAGCCUCAGCUGGAGGAGGACAAUGCCCUGGACUGUGAUGGUCAGAUGCAGAAGACCAGUGUUAGAGAGGUAGCUCUGAAGAUCACACUGUACAUCCUGAGGACCAUGAAGCAAAAUGAUCUUGCUGACCUGCUGGACAAGAGACAGCUCAUGCUACAGGAUAUCAAAGCUAAACUUAAGAAGCAAUUUGAGUGUGUAUUUGAAGGGAAAGCUAAGGAAGGACAGCCAACACUUCUAAGUGAGAUUUACACAGAACUCUACAUAACUGAAGGUGGGACUGGAGCAGUUAAUGAUGAACAUGAAGUGAGACAGAUUGAAACAGCAUCCAAGAAAAGGCGAACAGAAGAUACUACAGUCAAGUGCAAAGAUAUAUUUAAACCCUUAUGUGGGCGUGUGACACCGAUCAGAACUGUACUCACGAAAGGGGUGGCAGGUAUCGGGAAAACAGUCUCUGUGCAGAAAUUUAUUCUCGACUGGGCAGAAGGAAAAGCAAACCAGGAUGUUCACUUCAUAUUUGCUCUUCCUUUCCGGGACCUGAAUUUGAUUAAGGGUGAAUACAGUCUGAUUGAACUGCUUCACCACUUUGUCCCAGAACUGAAAUCAUUUCAAUCCACUGACCUGUUUAGCUCCAAAGUCUUGUUCAUCUUUGAUGGUCUGGAUGAGUGUCGCCUUCCUCUGGAUUUUCAGAACAAUGAGAGCUGGUUUGAUGUAACAAAGAAAACGUCACUAGAUGUGCUGUUGACUAACCUCAUUAAGGGGAAUCUGCUCCCAUCCGCUCUCCUCUGGAUAACCUCCCGGCCAGCAGCAGCCAAUCAGAUACCUGCUAAGUGUGUCCACCAGGUGACAGAGAUACGAGGGUUCAGUGAUGCCCAGAAGGAGGAGUAUUUCAAGAAGAGAUUUAAUGAUCAGAGCCUGGCCAGCAGGAUUAUCGCACAUGUGAAAUCAUCAAGGAGCCUCUUCAUCAUGUGCCACAUACCUGUGUUCUGCUGGAUUUCAGCCACUGUGCUUGAGAGGCUUUUUAGCGAGACUGACAGUGGAGAAAUUCCAAGGACUCUGACUGAAAUGUACACACACUUCCUGAUCUUUCAGACAAGUUUAAAAAAUGACAAAUAUAUGAAAAACCAUGAAACUAAGCUUAAGAAAUACAGCAAGGAAUUCCUUUUAAAACUUGGUAAACUUGCUUUUGACAACCUUGAGAAAGGCAAUCUCAUAUUUUAUGAGCAUGAUCUGUCAGAGAAUGGUAUUGAUGUCACUGAAACUUCAGUUUACUCUGGAGUGUGCACAGAAGUCUUUAAAGAGGAGUAUGGGUUGUACCAGGAGAAGGUGUACUGCUUUGUGCAUCUGAGCAUCCAGGAGUAUCUCGCUGCUUUAUAUGUGUUUCUGUCAAACUCAUCAGCUGACUUGCUGGAGACUGCAGUGGAUCAGGCAUUAGAGAGCAAGAAUGGACACUUGGACCUCUACCUCCGCUUCCUCCUGGGCCUCUCAACAGACUCCAGUAAGACUCUGUUACAAAGACUACUGGGGCCGACAAGAAUCAGCUCACAUACCAUUAAGGAUACAGCCCAGUACAUCAAGAGGAAAAUAAAGGAGAAUUUAUCUCCAGAAAGGACCAUCAAUCUGUUCCACUGUCUGACUGAACUGGGUGACAAUUCUCUAGUAGAGGAAGUACAAAGAUACCUGAAUUCAGGAAACAUUUCAGCAGAUGACCUCUCACCUGCACAGUACUCAGCUCUGGCCUUUGUGAUGCUGAUGUCAGAUGAGGAGCUGGAUGUGUUUGACCUGAAGAAAUACAUCAGAUCAGACGAAGAGCACUGCAGGCUGCUGCCUGUGGUCAAGAACUCCAGGACGGCUCUGUAAGUGACGUGGGGAUGGGAAAUCAUGUCUGGUCUGGCAGUAAUGCAUGAAUAUUGUUUGAAAUGUGUAAUAUAUAUUAUAUCUUUCUCCUCAUGCAUUAAUAAAUGGGUUUUAUUUUGAUAAUCAUAGCUAUAGCUGUUUGUAUAGCAGUAGCUAAUCUUGACCACAGACUUUAUAAUGACUGAAGGUAGUGAUGUCACUUUUUGUUUGUUACUACGUUUCCAUUCCCAUCCAGUCUGCCUUCUGAUCACAGGCACAGCAUCCUAACCUGCUAUAGAAACAGUGAGGGCUCUUUAUCCACAGGGUGUAUAAGUGGUAUGUGAGUGUUAUUGUCAGCAGGCGUGUUCAUGUGAUGGAGCCCAGAGCUGGGAGCUUCUGUAUGACUGCUGUCUCUGGCUGCUCACUGGCGCCCUCUGCUGGCCUCAGCUGCACCUGGCUGAGGAUGUGAGGACACAUCUAGUCCGGCAGACAUAGAUAAACAUUGUUUAAAAUAUAAAAUGAAUAUGUAUAUAUGUAAUUUAUUUCCCCUCUUUUAUCAACAAGGUUCCUUUUUAAUCUAGUUUAUAUUAACUGAAGGUAGUGAUGUAGUAAAAACAAAAAAGACAAGAUUUACACGACCUUCCUUUGUGUAACAAAUAACCAAAGAUACAGCAUCAUACAGAAUGGUCCAGUUUUCAUUAAUAGUGGGAAAACCACUCAUAUUUGUUUCAGUUCUGGAUGCUGUAGGAAGCAUUUCUGUAAAUACUGGGUGUGGUGCGUGACUCUUUGGGUUUGGACUCUGUGUCCAUGAGCGGACGGUCGCUGGUUCAGAUCUCUUGGCCGGCAGAGUGAUGUCAUCGCUGAGUCCUUGAGCUGCAGGGGUGCUGGAUGCUGGCCGAUCUUGCGCUGCGACCCCCAAACUUCCUCUCACCUGUAUAUGUGUCAGUGUGUCUCUUGGAGAGCAAGAUGGGAGGGGUGAAAAGACAAUUUCCCCAUGGGAGUGAAUAAAGUAAUAAUGAAUAAAGUAUCAUUAUUCAUAAAUCAUUCAAACAAACAUUUUUUAUAAAAGCCUAUUUCACAGGACUGAUAGCUCUCCGAUUAGUGUAUUGUUGGUUAGGGCUGGGCGAUAAGUAAAAAAAUGUGUAUGUCAUUUAGUAUAAAAAUAUCGCAAUAAACAAUCAUUUUGAGUCCUCCCCCCAAACACUGAGUGCAAUUUCAGUUCAGUUCAGUUUUAUUUGUAUAGUGUGUUUUCACAACAUUACAUCAUCUCAAAGCACAUUACAGCAUCCCUGCCCAAAGCCCCCAGUGAGCAAGUCAGAGGGGACAGUGGCAAGGAAAAACUCCCUAGAAAGAAGAAUCCUUGGGAGGAACCAGACUCAAAGGGGGAGCCCAUCCUCCAGGGGGUAGCAGAGGAAGCCCUAACCCUAACCAGACUCAAAGGGGGAGCCCAUCCUCCAGGGGGCAGCAGAGGAAGCCCUAACCCUAACCAGACUGAAAGGGGGAGCCCAUCCUCCAGGGGGCAGCAGAGGAAGCCCUAACCCUAACCAGACUCAAAGGGGGAGCCCAUCCUCCAGGGGGCAGCAGAGGAAGCCCUAACCCUAACCAGACUCAAAGGGGGAGCCCAUCCUCCAGGGGGCAGCAGAGGAAGUCCUAACCCUAACCAGACUCAAAGGGGGAGCCCAUCCUCCAGGGGGCGGCAGAGGAAGCCCUAACCCUAACCAGACUCAAAGGCGGAGCCCAUCUUCCAGGGGGCAGCAGAGGAAGUCCUAACCCUAACCAGACCCAAAGGGGGAGCCCAUCCUCCAGGGGGCAGCAGAGGAAGCCCUAACCCUAACCAGACCCAAAGGGGGAGCCCAUCCUCCAGGGGGCAGCAGCAGGCCAGAAGGACGUCACAGAUAGUGGAGACGUCACAGGCAGCAGGGUAGGCAGGAUAUCUUGAAAAUGUGGGGUCUCCAGGCAGCACAGCCCAGGGGGAGCAUAGAACAGGGCUAAUAUAAUAAAUUUUUUUAGUGUUUGUAUGAACUCUGGCUGCUGCAUUUUGUACCAGCUGACGUUUAUGUGAGGAUCCAGAUGGGCACCCAAAAAGGAAGGCAUUACAGUAUCCAGCCUGGAAGUUAUAAAGGUGUUACUGCAUCACCAGGUAAUGUAAACGAUCGGUAGCGAAGCUCCUCUCACGGCCAAUGAGAGGGAGUCUCACAAUAUUUCAGUCGAGUUUGAGGUUUUAGAGCUUUGUAGCCAAAUCGCACAGAGGCAGGGACUAUUGUGAGCACUCAAUGAACAGAGGCUGAAGUGGUUGAUACCAAACAUGCCAUACCAGCCUAGCGGUUCACACCGAAUACCAUCUGUAAUGAUUAAUUAAUGAUUACUUAUAUUAUGUUAUUAUGUUAUAUUACUCACACCAGUCCCUGGUCUAAGUGGUCUAGGUUGCACCUCAAUCAGAGGUUACCCUUUAUACGGACAUUAUAUGACAUAUUCUCAUGUCAGCAGCACAUCUUACCCUUAGAUAGGCGUGGUAGAAUACAAGGAUCAGAUAAGGGCUGCUGAGGAAUGUGGAAAAGAAAAGGGGGUGAAGGUUUGUCAGUCAAAGAAAAAGAGUCUUUCAAAGUUAGGACACAUUACAAACAUAACCUGUCUGUAUAUUGAGACUAGUAGUUAUGGGUAAAUAAAUAUACAGAUAUACUGUACAACAGCCAAACUUAAAAGAAACUUUCUUUAGGGUGUUGGUCUGUUGGGUGAGUGGUAUGUAAGGCAGGAUGUCUGGGGAGGGGGUUGUGUGCCAAGUUGAGGGACCCCUGUCCUUGAGGUCCACUCUGCUGUCCGUAGGUCGUUAAAACUUUGAGCAAUAAAAGUUGGAGUGCUGGCCCCCCUUGUUAUCUGUGUGUGUUUAAGUGUGUCUGUGUGUGUGGGGUCACGAACCCCCCUUUGAGGCCUAGGCCAAUGUGUGCCUCUCGUACCAGGGUAGGCCUUGUCUCAGGCCACCUGGAAUUUAAGCUUUGUGAUAUGUACAUGUGUGAUCCUACACCAGAUUUAAAAUGGGUAACCUUAAAAGGGAAAUACUGUUCUGCAAAGCAAGCACAGUUUGUGGAAACACGACCUUAAAGUCAUAAAGCAGGCUAACAGAACUGCUUAGGUUGUUAAAAAGAAAGGAAGUUGGUUUACUUGUUUGCAGAGUGGAUGGGGUCUUGGCAGUAUUAAAUAAUACCUGCUUUUGUUUCUAGUAGAAUAAAUUACUGUAAUGCCCUCUUGUCUGUUUCACAUCUACUGUUUCACAUCUACAACGGACCCAGAAUGCCGCUGGCGGAGUGUUAACACGCACCAGGCACAGGGAUCACAUCUACAACGAGCUCAGAAUGCAACUGGCGGAGUGUUAACACUGACCAGUCACAGGGAUCACAUCUACAACGGCCCCAGAAUGCCGCUGGGGGAGUGUUAACACGCACCAGUCACAGGGAUCACAUCUAAAACGGCCCCAGAAUGUCGCUGGCGGGGUGUUAACACGCACCAGUCACAGGGAUCACAUCUACAUCGGGCCCAGAAUGCCGCUGGCGGAGUGUUAACACGCACCAGUCACAGGGAUCACAUCUACAACGGGCCCAGAAUGCCGCUGGCGGAGUGUUAACACGCACCAGUCACAGGGAUCACAUCUACAACGGGCCCAGAAUGCCGCUGGCGGAGUGUUAACACGCACCAGUCACAGGGAUCACAUCUACAACGGGCCCAGAAUGCCGCUGGCGGAGUGUUAACACGCACCAGUCACAGGGAUCACAUCUACAACGGGCCCAGACUGCCGCUGGCGGAGUGUUAACACGCACCAGUCACAGGGAUCACAUCUACAACGGGCCCAGAAUACCGCUGGUGGAGUGUUAACACGCACCAGUCACAGGGAUCACAUCUACAACGGGCCCAGAAUACCGCUGGUGGAGUGUUAACACGCACCAGUCACAGGGAUCACAUCUACAACGGGCCCAGGAUGCCGCUGGCGGAGUGUUAACACGCACCAGGCACAGGGAUCACAUCUACAACGAGCUCAGAAUGCAACUGGCGGAGUGUUAACACUGACCAGUCAGAGGGAUCACAUCUACAACGGGCCCAGAAUGCCGCUGGGGGAGUGUUAACACGCACCAGUCACAGGGAUCACAUCUACAACGGGCCCAGAAUGCCGCUGGCGGGGUGUUAACACGCACCAGUCACAGGGAUCACAUCUAAAACGGCCCCAGAAUGUCGCUGGCGGGGUGUUAACACGCACCAGUCACAGGGAUCACAUCUACAUCGGGCCCAGAAUGCCGCUGGCGGAGUGUUAACACGCACCAGUCACAGGGAUCACAUCUACAACGGGCCCAGAAUGCCGCUGGCGGAGUGUUAACACGCACCAGUCACAGGGAUCACACCUACAACGGGCACAGAAUGCCGCUGGCGGAGUGUUAACACGCACCAGUCACAGGGAUCACAUCUACAACGGGCCCAGAAUGCCGCUGGCGGAGUGUUAACACGCACCAGUCACAGGGAUCACAUCUACAACGGGCCCAGAAUGCCGCUGGCGGAGUGUUAACACGCACCAGUCACAGGGAUCACAUCUACAACGGGCCCAGAAUGCCGCUGGCGGAGUGUUAACACGCACCAGUCACAGGGAUCACAUCUACAACGGGCCCAGAAUACCGCUGGCGGAGUGUUAACACGCACCAGUCACAGGGAUCACAUCUACAACGGGCCCAGAAUGCCGCUGGCGGAGUGUUAACACGCACCAGUCACAGGGAUCACAUCUACAAAGGGCCCAGAAUGCCGCUGGCGGAGUGUUAACACGCACCAGUCACAGGGAUCACAUCUACAAAGGGCCCAGAAUGCCGCUGGCGGAGUGUUAACACGCACCAGUCACAGGGAUCACAUCACACCUGCUCUCACAUCCCUG
Molecule: messenger RNA, 7904 nt
Organism: Brienomyrus brachyistius
Lineage: Eukaryota; Metazoa; Chordata; Actinopteri; Osteoglossiformes; Mormyridae
Product: protein NLRC3-like
Exons: 6
Coding region: 839-3022 (727 amino acids)
Source: RefSeq, a predicted model, not a curated record